AAACUCCCGUCUAAACAAAGGCGUGUGUCCCAGCAAACACUCUGCCCCACAUUCCUUUGAGAGAGUGACGUCUUGAAGGGCCUGUCCGUGUUGGGAGCGCCAAGCGAACUCCACCGCCAGGCCAAAGGCGAGAGAGAGAGAGAGAGGAAGGAAGCGCCGAAGAACCAAGCUGUGUCUUCUUAGGAAGUAGGAAAAGCGGAAGGUGCGCGCCGCCGCCGCCCGCUACGACUUCUGCCUGGCUUGAGCCCCCGUGCUUCCCGUACCCGGCCGGAGCGCGGAGGAGGACGGGCCAAAAUGGCGGCGGGAGGGGAAGUUUUGAGAGGAAGCGGCCGCCGGACGAGAAAUUGGAGCAAGACUGAGAUUGCAGUAGACGUACCAGCAAAAGAAGUUCUACUUGUUACUCCAGCUGAGGACCCAGCAGCACCAAGCAUGACUUCAAUAAUCCAAGACUAUUGUUGGUGAAACUAUACUCAAGAAACCUGAUUUUGCAUCAUAUUCCUUAAAUGAAAUUCAAGCUCUCAUUUUCUGUGAAGUGGAUAAAAGCCCUACUAACCAGCUUACAUGUGUAGAUCAUUGCGUUACUGUGUUAGCCAUUGUCUCUAUGCAGCAAUGACAAGACUGGAAGAAGCAAAUCGAGAAAUGAACAUGCACUCCUCUGUCCGGUAUCUGGGCUAUUUAGCCAGAAUUAAUUUACUGGUUGCGAUAUGUAUGGGCCUUUAUGUCAGGUGGGAAAAGACUGCGGAUGCAUUAAUACUCGUAAUAUUUAUCCUAGGACUUUUUGUUCUUGGGAUUGCCAGUAUACUUUAUUAUUAUUUUUCAAUGGAAGCAGCAAGUUUAAGUCUCUCUAACCUUUGGUUUGGAUUUUUAAUUGGCCUUCUCUGUUUUCUUGAUAAUAAUUCUUUCAAAAACGACGUGAAAGAAGAAGCAACCAAAUAUUUGCUGCUUUCCUCAAUAAUUAUAAGAAUAUUAUAUGCAUUGGUUCAAAGAAUAUGUGGCUGCAUUCAUCAUCGACCCACUUUACUGACAACAGUUGAAUUUCUUGAGCUUGUUGGAUUCGCAAUCGCCAGCACUACUAUGUUAGUAGAAAAAUCCAUGAGCAUUAUCUUAUUGGUUGUGGCCUUGGCAAUGCUGAUUAUUGACUUGCGCAUGAAGUCUUUCCUAGCAAUUCCCAAUUUGGUAAUCUUUGGAGUCCUUGCCUCUUUAUUAUUUUUUCCAUCCUUAAACAUACCAACCAAUCCAUUUGCCUUGGGAUGCUUUUUUAGCUGUUUAGUAACAGACCCUCUUCUUGACAUUUACUUCAGUGGCCUCUCAGUAACAGAACGUUGGAAACCUUAUUUGUAUCGUGGAAGAGUCUGCCGAAGAUUUUCAGUCAUUUUUGUCGGACUUAUUGAACUUAUUUCUUUUAUUCUGUCAGCCCUUAAAUUAGGCGAUUUGGAUCGCUGGUAUUUUGUGAUUCCAGGUUUUUCUAUUUUCGGCAUUUUUUGGAUGGUGUGCCAUGUCAUUUUUCUUAUAACUCUCUGGGGAUUUCAUACAAAAUUAAAUGACUGUCACAAAAUCUAUUACACGCACAGGGCAGAGAACAACAGCCUUGAUAGAGUCAUGGCAUCUAAAGGAAUGCGCCAUUUUUGCUUGAUUUCAGAGCGGCUUGUCUUUUUCAGCCUUUUUUCAACAGCCAUUUUGGGUGCUGUAUGUUGGCAGAAAUCCAAUGGAAUCUUCAUGAGCGUGUUUCUGAUUGUUUUGCCUCUUGAAUCCAUGGCUCAUGGCCUUUUUCAUGAACUGGGAAACUGCUUAGGAGGAACUUGUGUUGGCUAUGCAGUUGUGAUUCCUACAAAUUUCUGCAGCCCUGAUGGCCAGCCGACAUUGCUACCGCCCGAACAUGUACAAGAACUAAAUUUGAGAUCAACAGGCAUGCUGAAUGCCAUUCAAAGGUUUUUUGCGUAUCAUAUGAUAGAGACUUACGGUUGUGACUACUCCACAAGUGGACUUUCUCUUGAUACACUUCAUUCUAAGCUGAAAUCAUUUCUUGAACUUCGGACACCUGAUGGACCCCGACAUGAUACCUAUGUGUUAUAUUACAGUGGCCACUCUCACAGUUCUGGGGAGUGGGCUCUUGCAGGGGGGGAUGCACUACGUCUUGACACACUUUUGGAAUGGUGGAGGGAGAAGAAUGGCUCUUUCUGUUCACGGCUGAUCAUAGUGCUGGACUGCGAGAACUCUCAGCCUUGGGUCAAAGAAGUAAGAAAAGUCAGCGACCAGUACAUUGCAGUUCAAGGUGCAGAAUUGGCCAAAGUGAUAGACCUAGAAGAAUCAGACCCUCCCCACCUUGGUGAUUUCACUAGAGAAUGGGUGGAAUACAACUGUAAUCCCGACAGUAACAUCAGCUGGUUUGAAAAGGGGCGUACGGUGAAAGCCCUCUAUGGAGUGUCAAAGCGAUGGAGUGACUACACUUUACACUUGCCAACUGAAAGCGAUGUUGCCAAACACUGGAUGACGUAUUUCCCACGCAUCACUUACCCGCUGGUACACCUGGCAAACUGGUUCUGUGGUCUUAAUCUUUUCUGGAUAUGCAAAGUGUGUUUUCGGUGUUUGAAAAGAUUAAAAAUGAAUUGGUUUCUUCCCACAGUAUUGGACACAGGGCAAGGCUUCAAACUUGUCAGAUCUUAAAGAACCAAAGAUGAGCAGAACUUGAGAACUCGUAGAUCUUGAAAACAUAACGGACUUGUAACUGUUUUAUUUGUAACAGUUUACUGUUUGAUAAAAAUUGCUACUUUUGUGGCUAUAUUCCUUUGCUCAUUAUCCUGAGCAACUAUAGUUUUGUGAAGGAUAAGAAACUCCAUUGGAUAACAAGGGCAGUAUAGAUAUUAGAUAUUAAUUUAACACUGUUAUUGAGUUGGAUCUGAAUUGUUUAAAAGCUAUUAAAUACACCCAUGCACUUGCGAAGAAGUUGUGUGCACUUGUUUGCUUUGGAUAGAAUAGUAAAAAAAAAAAUAAUACCAGAUUUUGUACUAUUAGGUUAGAAUAUCCAUAUCAGUCCUGCGUGAAAGGGGAAGAGCUGGCUUAGGCUGGUUCUACACUGAUCUAUAUCCCAGGAUCCGAUCCCAGAUUAUCUGUUUUGAACUGGUUUAUGAGAGUCUACACUGCCAGAUAGUCUGGGAUCAGAUCCUAGGAUAUUGGGCAGUGUAAUCCAGCCUGAGAGGCUCCUUUUGCUUUGGUGCAUUUCAAGGCUCCAACAAAAGACAAUGAAUCAAAAUUAAACAAAGUUCUCUGGCAAGUAGAGCUAACUUUAAGGCUAGUCCAGUUCACAUUAAGUGAAUGUAAGGUGGAUAGGUUUUUUGGCAACUUCCAUAUAUAACACAUGUAGAAUUACAAGAUUAUGAAUGUUACUGAUAUUGGCAACAUUUCUUUCCAAGAAUUUUUCCAACAAUAUUUUCAUGUAGGAAAUUACAGUUAAUAACUGAUACUAGUUUCAAAAGAUCCCAAUAUCUUCCAUUACAAAUCAAAGAAAGGCAGCCACUAUCGAUUUGUGGAAUUAAAAAGAAAUAGACUUAGUAUCAAAUCAGUGUUGUCUUCUUUGCUAAUUUUACAAGGUUCUGAAUUAGUGGAGCAAAUUACCUUCAUCAUAAGGGAGCAAAUUACCUUCAUCAUAAGGGAAUUAGAAAAGCUAUUGGUGAGAUAAACAACCUGUUCUUUGGCUUCCGAAUCUGGUUUUAAUCCUAAGUAAAGCCUAGAGCAGUGUUUCUCAAACUCUGCUACUCUAGGUGUCUUGGACUUCAGGUCCCAGAAAACGCAGCCAGCUUACCAGCCAUUAAGAAUUGUGGGAGCUGAAGUCCAAAACAUCUGGAGGAGCAGAGUUUGAGAAACACUGGCCUAGAGCAUGAGCUGGAAAAAUGUACUUGUCUGAAACAGAUAUUAAGACACUUCCUUAAUAUCUAGCUCUUAGAUUUUAGACUGGUAUCUCCAUAACAAAAUACUAUAUAUAACCACACUUCUUUAAUUUUAGCACUCUGUUCUAACUUAAAUUUUAAUCACUGUAAUCCCUUCCAACCCUAGUUUUCCUUAUUGGAGAGGUUUAAUUGGUAAGCUUCUAUCUCAUUGAUCUUCCAAAGUGUAUUAUGGCAUGAUGAAAAUUUAAUACCAAGGCAAAGCUUUUCCUGAUUAUUUUUAAACAUACCUAGUUGCAUCCAUAUUCUUGUAUUGACUUUUUAAAAUGAAAAUCUAUUUAUAACUCUUUUUCAGCUGUGAAAAUUUCUGCCAGACACUAAAAAAAUGUAUUCACAAUUUAAGGCAAUAAGAACAGUUUUUAUGUCCAAAAAUGAUGCACUUUGCAGAAUUCUGCUUAGAAGUAUAUCCAAAAAACCUUACCAAUGGGAGUUCCACUGCACAAGAAGCCUUUCUCUUCAGUCAAUCAUGGUUUUUUCAUUUCAGGAAAGUACAGGUGGCAGAUCCUUCAUUUUCAUUAACCACAAUAGAACUCAUGCUCUGUUGAGACUCGCAGCCCUGAACUCUCCAAUUUGCUGGUAGAGAUUAUCAUGAAGCAGGUUGUACAACCCAGGCAUUGCCAUUUUUGACCCUCCGUAAUGACUGAAAUGGAAUGGAAGUCUGAUCCAAUGUGAGAGAUGAUACUCCAAAAGGAGUUAUAUACACAUCUUGCUAAGACUUGCCAACAAAAUGGCUUGUUCUGAGACUUAUGGUGAUUGUUAUAUAUGUAAACAAAUCCAAACAAGAUCAGCAAUACUCUUGCCUUGGGCUGAGGAAGAAGACUUUAAAAUACUUUAUUGUGAUUUUGGAACAAGUUUAACCAAAAUGAUCCUCUUCAAUUCCAGAUUAUUAGUGUUCAGAGACCUAUAUAACAUCAUCCUCAGUGGAGUUCAAGAGACCAGACUGAAAGUGAUUUUCUAUGGCCGGCUUCUCCUGUUUUAUUUUUUUAAUGAAAGACUGUUUUAUAUUGAAAUGUUUCUGGGCAAAGAUUAUCUUGGCUCUUUAUGCUUUAUUUGUCCUCUUUUUAUACCUCUCAUUUCCUAUAAUGUGCAAAUGCUGAUAACUCCAAAUUGCUUACAUCUAAUUGCAAAGCGGAUAGAUAAGCAACCUCUGCAAAAAGGUUAAGCCAUUUCCUUUGUAUGACAAUUGCACUUUCAUCUAUUCCAAUUUCCUUAGCAAUGUUUUGAAGUGUUUUUCCUUUAGUCUUGGAAAGUUAACAUUUCUCUUUGAUAUACUGUGUUUCCUUGGGGUUAUAAAAUGCUAAACUAACUUAACAGUGAGCUAAACCUGUGUGUUUAAAGGGUUUAUUGCCAGCAGUGGGUAAUUUCCUUCUUACCAUUCAGGGUUUUUAAAACUGAACUUGUUCUAUAAAAAUAUUAUUUAAAUA
Molecule: messenger RNA, 5365 nt
Organism: Anolis sagrei ordinatus
Lineage: Eukaryota; Metazoa; Chordata; Lepidosauria; Squamata; Anolidae
Gene: TMEM168
Product: transmembrane protein 168
Source: RefSeq, a predicted model, not a curated record